Molecule: messenger RNA, 369 nt
Organism: Sphenostylis stenocarpa
Lineage: Eukaryota; Viridiplantae; Streptophyta; Magnoliopsida; Fabales; Fabaceae
Source: the annotation of a GenBank genome assembly
AUGAGGAUCUACGAAGAGUUGAGAGAGAUAGUGAAGAUUCAGAAGUUCCGAAGAUUUGUGUCGUAUACUGGGUUCUACUGCUUCGCGACGCUCAUAAGCUACGCUUACGUCAGCAAUACGACAAGGGCUGGUUACUCUAGAGCCGAUCAAUUCUACGCGUCGUACCCCGCUGGUACCGAGCUUUUAACGGACACUACCAAGUUGUACAAAGCUGCACUUGGAAACUGCUUCGAAGUUGAAGAGUGGGGUCCGUUUGAGUACUGCAUCAUGGCGAAACACUUCGAGCGUCAAGGGAAGUCGCCAUAUGCUUAUCAUGCGCAAUACAUGGCACACCUCCUUUCUCUUGGACAACUUGAUGGAAGUGGCUAA